Molecule: messenger RNA, 2714 nt
Organism: Trichobilharzia regenti
Lineage: Eukaryota; Metazoa; Platyhelminthes; Trematoda; Strigeidida; Schistosomatidae
Source: the annotation of a GenBank genome assembly
UAUGUGUACGGCAGUUUAGUCAGACAACACACGCGACAAAAUUGGUGAUCCCGACGUGAUAUUUCGACAGCGACGACAAAUUGGUGUCGUUGACGAUAACUGGUUCACCCUGACGACAAAUUGUUGAUCCCAACGGCAAAUUUCUACCCCGUCGACAAAUUGUCCAUCGCGACAACAACUUUUUCACCUCGACGAUAACUUUUUCACUGCGACGAUAAUUUGUUCACUCCAACGACAUUUUGUUCACCCGGACGCAUCAUUACACUUGCUGGAUUAUUUAAACUCUAACUUUAUCGGAUAUAUAUGCAUAUAAUAGACAUUUCGAGCUCAUUCUUGUGCUUUCUCAUCGCACAACUUGCAGUAAUCUGUGGUAAGCAUCUGCAUUGCAUGUUUUCUGUUUUGCCAUAUUCUUGGUGUGCAUAAUUUUUGCUAUUUUGUUACUGUUAAACCAUUUUUCUACGAAUUGUAUCAUGUCUUCCAAUACCUCUAAUAACUUAGAGCUGGGAUCUUUUAGUACCAUUUCUCUUACUGUACCAGUUUUUAGGCCCAGAGACCCUCAUCUUUGGUUUGCACGACUGGAAAAUUAUUUCACUGCCAAUAAGCUCACGUCACAGACGGCUAAAUUCGGCAUAUUGAGUACAGUACUACCAGACGAAAUCGCCGAACAGGUUCGACAAUGCAUCGUUCAGCCCAGCACAGACUCUCCUUACGACAAGUUGAAGGAUGAGGUACUUCGAUGCACUUCACUUUCUGAUAGACAAACACUCGAUCGUUUGUUAAGCAAUGUAGAGCUAGGUGAUAAAACCCCAUCACAACUCAUGAGGCACAUGGAAAGCCUAGCAGCAGGAAGAGAUAUCGACAAACGUCUCUUUUACCAAAUCUGGCUGCGACGACUGCCUGCAAACAUUCAGCAAGUUCUUGCUUUCGGAGACGACGAGAUUGACAUGGAAAAGCUCACCAAAUUUGCGGAUCGCAUGUACGAGAGGUCAACACCUCAAUCUGUUGCUUCCACUAGCAGAAUACCAGACACUCACGACAGGAUACAGACUCUAGAACACAAAGUCGACACCGUACUGAGUCAGUUAGCAGCACUGACCACAAACACACGACCAAGCCGUUCUAGAAGCUCGUCUCGUCGACGUCUUUCUUGGUCACCCAGCACGUCACGACAUCACGAUACUAUUUGCUGGUACCACCGUAGUUACGGAGGCAAUGCACGACGGUGUCGUUCACCUUGCAACUUUCAGUCUAAAUCAAAAGAUAUAUCAUCAUGUAUGAAAACUUCUACUGUUGGCAAUCUACGAUCUAGCAGUCGUUUGUUUUAUGUAACAGAUAGAAAUACCGGUACUACGUUCUUAGUCGACACAGGAGCAGAGGUUAGUGUUCUCCCUCCGUCUACGCAGGAACGUCAACAUCCUGACCCUGCAGUUACGCUCCAAGCAGUUAAUAAGUCUAAUAUUGUUACAUAUGGUAGUAAACGAAUGACUUUAGAUUUUGGUCUGCAGAAUACCUACACUUGGUCUUUCAUCAUCGCAGACGUUCCAUCCCCAAUCCUUGGUAUAGAUUUUCUACAGCAACACAAACUGCUAGUUGAUCCGGUAAGCCCUAAGCUUAUAGACUCGCUCAAUAAAAAGUACAUCGCUGGUACGAUUAGCCGUGCAUCAUCGCUGAACUUGAUGGUCACACGCACACCAGCAUCUCCAUAUACUGACUUAGUAAAUCAGUUCCCUGACCUUCUACAACACUCUUUCCGAGCAACAGAACUAAAGCAUCAAGUGGUUCAUCACAUUAAAACCACUGGACCACCAGUUUUUGCACGUCCUCGACGCCUUGACCCACAUCGACUUAAAAUCGCAAAAACAGAGCUUGGCAUUAUUCGACCAUCCAACAGCUCUUGGUCUUCACCGCUGCACAUGGUACCCAAAAAGUCUUCUGGUGAGAUACGGCCAUGCGGGGAUUAUCGAGCUUUAAACAAGCAAACGGUACCUGACCGAUACCCCAUACCGCAUAUUCACGAUUUCGCCAGCAACUUGCCAGAGGUUAAAAUUUUCUCCAAAAUCGACCUUGUUCAAGCGUACCAUCAUAUUCCCAUCCACCCGGAUGACGUUCCAAAAACUGCUAUCACCACGCCAUUCGGCUUAUACGAAUUCGUACGCAUGCCUUUCGGGCUGAUGAACGCCGCUCAGACAUUUCAACGUCUCAUCGACCAAGUACUCCGCGGCCUGCCCUUCGUCUACGCAUACAUUGACGACUUACUAAUUGCAAGUGCAGACGAAACCGAGCAUGUGAAACAUGUGAAGACGGUGUUCGAAAGACUUCACAAAUACGGCAUGACUAUCAAUUUAGAUAAAUGCGAAUUUGGUAAGAAAUCACUGAAAUUCCUCGGUCACUUGAUUGACAGUCAAGGAAUUAGACCAGUCCCCGACGAUGUACAAGCCAUCAAAGACUAUCCAUUACCAGAUUCUUUCAAGAAAUUACGGCGAUUUUUGGGUCUAGUCAAUUUUUACCGGCGUUUUAUCCCGAACUGUGCUAGAGUUUUGCAACCGUUGACCGACUGCUUACGUGGACAUAGUCGUUCAUUCCAUUUGCCUGCAGAAGCUGUUAAAGCAUUCGAAGCUGUUAAACAAUCGUUAAAUGACAAGACGCUCUUAGUCAGACGCCAGAAUGACGCCCCCUGUCUCUCAUGACAGAUGCUUCAGAUGUCGCCAUUGGGG